Bombina bombina (fire-bellied toad) is the source of this 5500-nucleotide messenger RNA. RefSeq names its product zinc finger FYVE-type containing 16 (gene ZFYVE16). Gene Ontology annotation, biological process: endosomal transport. The record is from RefSeq and is a predicted model, not a curated record. Gene Ontology annotation, cellular component: early endosome membrane. The coding region runs from base 118 to 4524 and encodes 1468 amino acids. Gene Ontology annotation, molecular function: metal ion binding. The transcript has 18 exons. NCBI's taxonomy places the organism in Eukaryota, Metazoa, Chordata, Amphibia, Anura, Bombinatoridae.
AGGCGCUGUGUGACGUUUGAGGUGAAAGGAACUUCUACUAGGGAAGAAAUGAGAGACUUUAAAGGAGGCCGCUGAAACUGAUGAGGAGGUUCCAAAGAAAUCUAGAUCCAUUAGAAGAUGGAUAAUUACUUCCAAGCAGCAGUCAUAGACCUGGAUAAACUACUUGAUGAUUUUGAGCAGAAUACAGAUGAGUGUGAAAGCUUUCAGUCAUCUGGCAUUACCCUCAGUACCAAUCAACAUUCAGUUUCCUCUGGUGAAUUUUUACUGAACACAGACUACCUAGCUAAUCUGAAUCAAUCAAAUGAAAGUAGUAGACUCCAAGAAUCAUUUUCCUUAUUUUGUUCUACAGACAACAAAGAGGAAUGCAAUAAAGUAAAACCUUUAUCACAAUGUGAAAAGAAUGUGACUGGACUUGAUCUUCUGUCUUGCUUAGAUGGAGAAAAUUCUAAUGAUGGAUCUUUAAAUGCUGGAAGGAAUAGUGUUCCAGUAUGUGACCUUGUCAGUGAUACAGGUGGUGGUGGUUUGUCUCCUAUAGCUAGUAAUCAUAAGUCUAUAAGACAUGACCCCCCUUUGUGUGAUGUAAAUAUUGCAUCUAACCUUGACUUACUUUCUGAUGAAAGUUUUACUACUGUUUCUUCAGCAGUUCCCUGCAUUCCUUCAGAAACUGUUGAAUUUAAAUGCAGUGAUUUCCCUGUACAAGAAUCUAAUGUUUUACCAGAGUCUGAGCCCAAUAUACUGGUCCCAGUUCCAGAAGUCAAAGAUGCAAACAUUUAUGAACUUCCAGGUGCUAAUGACCUUUUAGUUCAAGAUCCAAACAUGGGAUCAGAUGUCGAUUCUCUAAGCAGUCCAAAUACCUCAAGCAGUGAUGGAUAUGUGAGUGAUGAUCUUCCAUAUGAUUCUACUUGUGAAGUAUACUCAAAUUUUACAGUGAAUGAUGUUGAUAGAGCAGUUGACUUUUUGACAUCUCCUGAACAGCUAGAGGUAACUGAAGUGGUGAAUCGCAAAACAGAUUGCAUACCUAAGACCCAUGGCACUGAGUUGCUGAUAACAGAUGGAGAGUCCAGUAAUUUAGACAAAUGCAAUAAACAGUUGUUUUCAGACAUAGAUAAUGUUGUGGUUGUAAAUGAUACUGUAUCCAUAUGUUUAGAAAAAACUGACUACAGACAGGCACAGUCUUCCUUGUCUGAAGAAAUCAAACCAUGCAAUUCAUUAAUAAUAUCUGGAAUAGAUGAUCAUAAUGAAGGCCACAGUACGAUGAUGGAGACCAAGGACAUAAGCUCAAUGAGUGUGCCAGAUGUAACUGUGCCUGUGUUGCAAGAUCUGCAAAAUGUAGAAAUCUUUGAAAAGACAAAUAUAACCUCUAUAGUGAAAGAUGAUUCUUUAGAAAAUAAGAGUGAUUUAGAGCUUGGCUCAAAUAAUGUAUCACCUCCACACUCAAUGAUAUUGUCUGUUGCAGAAGAGUACAAAGCUGACCCACCAAAUGCAGUCAUUUCUGGGAUUGAUAGUAGUGAUUUUGGAGAAGCUGUUGUUUGUGAUGUUGCCAGUAGCCAGGAUUUACUGACUGAUAUUGGAGAUCUGUUAUUAUGUGACACUUAUAUCAGUGAUGCUGAACUUGAUGCUUUUCUAAAUGAAGAGUGUGGUAAUUUAGACAACACAAACACUUUUCAAAAUAAGUUACCAAUAUAUGAUUUAAGUUGCCAAGUUAAUGUAGAUGCUGCAGCAGAAACUACCAAUAAUUAUGAUUCCCAGUGUUUAGAUGAGAAUUCUAGCAAAGACAUAUCAACUGUUGUAACAACCAUUAAUUCAGAGUUUGCGCAACUUAAAUUACAAGAUGACGUUUUGGCUGCACAGUCUGAAAAUGAAAGUAAUGUAGUGAAACCAGUAGCUGGAUUAGAUGACCCUUUGCCAAGCUCUAUGAUUUCACAUUCUGGAGGAGCCAGACCCAAACAGCUGUUUCUUCAGCCACAAAAGACCUUGACUGCUAAAGAAACUGAUAGGUCUUUAAGUAAUGACUUAAAGGAAGAUGAUAUUGAUGACAAAGAUACAGAUGUCAAUUCCAGCACCUCUUUACACAAAUCACAGCAGGCACAGGAUAUCAAUGUCUCUCCGUUUAAGUCACUGAAAGUGGACUCAAAUGAAAGUCCUGAGAUUAUAUGUAGGGAAAAAGAUGGCAGAACUGAAAAUGUGAUAAAUCAAAACUCUGUCUUGGGACUACAACAACCAGCUUGGAUUCCUGAUUCUGAAGCUCCUAACUGCAUGAACUGCAGUGUUAAGUUUACGUUUACAAAGCGAAGACAUCAUUGUAGAGCAUGUGGAAAAGUGUUUUGCACAGUUUGUUGUAAUCAAAAAUCCAAGUUGCAGUAUAUGGAUAAAGAAGCAAGAGUAUGUGUUGUUUGUCAUUACCUUAUUAGUAAAGUACAGGCUUAUGAAAGGAUGAUGAGUCCAACUGGUUCUUGUCCAAAUCACAAUGCCCCUUCUGAAUAUUGCUCUACCACCCCUCCUUUGGUGCAGACCCAGGCAGCAGAUACACUUAACUCUCCUUCACCUACUUUUUUGGUGCCUGGCUCAGUACUUAAGCAACCAGGAGCUGAAGGGAUUGUUCAGAAAGAGCAAAAGAGAGUUUGGUUUGCUGAUGGCCUCCUGCCCAAUGGUGAAGUUGCUGAUACUACCAAGCUUUCAUCAGCUGUCAAAAGAUCCUCUCAAGAGUUAAGUCCUACGAACCUACUCUCUCCAGAGUCUCCAACCAUGGCUGCCUGUUCGUCUGUUGGUCAUAAAACAAUAUGUGAUUCGCCAACAAAGCCAGAGGACAUUCCAGAAGAAGCAUUGUGUGUACAAGUGCCUUCACCUGAAUCCACAGGUGCCUUUAAAGUGUCUUCUUCAUCGGAUUAUACAAUGUUGUGUGGAAUUGAAAAGAGUGUCAGUAGAGAUCUUAAUCUCAUUCCAAAUGAUGACAAAGGUCUGCCACCUCUAUUACUGGCACCCGGGGCUAGCGGUGAUGCUUUGGUAGAAGAUUCUCCCACAGAUACAGAGGUGAUACUGCUUUUGAAUGAAGAAGGACCUAACCCAUUGACAUUUAUAAUAAAUGCUAACCUGCUUGUGAAUAUCAUGAUCGUAACUUAUGCUUCUGAAAAGUGCUGGUUCUUUGCUACAAAUGGAUUCCAUGGUCUUGGUCAGGCUGAAAUUGUCAUUCUGUUAUCCUGCUUAGCAAAUGAAGACACAAUACCUAAGGAUAUAUUGAAGAUGUUUUUAAAUAUUUACAAGGAUGCACAGAAAGGAAAAUAUAUAGGCAAUUUGGAAAAUAUUACAUUUACAGAAAGCUUUCUCGGUAGCAAGGAUCAUGGCGGAUUCCUGUUUUUUACACCUACUUUCCAGGAUCUGAGUGGACUUCCUUUACCAAAUAAUCCUUUCUUAUGUGGGGUUUUGAUUCAGAAGAUGGAAGUACCUUGGGCAAAAGUUUUCCCCAUUCGUUUAAUGUUGCGUUUGGGAGCAGAAUAUGGUGUGUAUCCUUGUCCUUUGACGAGUAAAAGAUGUCGGAAGUCUUCAUUUGGAGAAAUAGGACAUACUAUAAUCAAUUUACUCACUGACCUUAGAAAUUAUCAAUAUACAAUACCACAUAUUGAUGGGUUGUUUAUCCAUGUGGAAAUGGGAAAGAGCUGUAUAAAGAUCCCUUCAAAGCGGCAUGCUGAGAUUCUUAAAGUUAUUCAUGCUUGCAAUGAACAUGUUAUAAGCAUUGGAGCUAGUUUUAGUUUGGAAGCCGAUUCCCACUUGGUUUGUGUGCAGAACAGUGAUGGGAUCUACCAAACACAAGCUAAUAGUGCUACUGGGCAGCAAAGAAAAGUUACAGGUGCAAGUUUUGUUGUUUUCAAUGGAGCACUAAAAACAUCAUCAGGAUUCCUUGCCAAAUCUAGUAUAGUUGAAGAUGGUCUUAUGGUACAAAUAACUCAAGAUACAAUGGAAGCAUUACGGCAAGCAUUGAGAGACAAAAAUGACUUCCAGAUUGCAUGUGGAAAAAUAGAUUCAGGAGACUUAACUGAAGAAGUUUCCAUAUGUUGGGUGGAGACGGAAAACAGACAAAAUAAAGGAGUUAUAAGCCCUCUUGAUGGUCAGUCUAUGGAAGGUAUUUCAAGUGAAAGACUUUGUCAGGAAGCAGACUUUGAAGCCCAUGACAAAACUGUGAAAUGUACAGAGGUGUUCUAUCUACUUGGAGACCGUGAACCAACCAGUGCAGCCGCUCACUCUCAGUUUGCAAAGGAAAUUGCCACAGCCUGUGGAGCUGCUCUCUGUCCUCACAUGAAGACGUUGAAAAACAGUGGAAUGAAUAAAAUUGGCCUCAGGGUCUCUAUGGAUAUUGAUAUGGUUGAAUAUAGAGCAGGAUCAGGUGGUCAACCUCUUCCUCAGCUUUACCUGAAUGACCUUGAUAGUGCCCUGAUUCCUGUCAUCCAUAACAGAACAUCAGACACAAGCAUUUUGCCUCUGGUGAUGGAACUAAUUUUCUACUUCCUUGAAAACCUUAAUUCAUUUUAAAUAUUCGAAAGAAUGUGAUAUUAAUCUCAUAGAAGCAAAACUUGAUUUUUAAAAUAAUGAUUCAAUAGCAAAGCUUGUCAUGUUUAUGACCAGGGAUAUACAUUUUCUGAUACACAUUAAAUGUGGACUGCCAUAUUUAUAUUCUCCUUCUAACUGUUUUGUACUUUUGUUCAUCUUUAAUGGAACUAUAUUCAUUCCUUACAUUAUGUGAAGAAUGAUAUAAAUUAGUUCUUUAUCAACAAUUGACAUACUGGUUCUCUUGAGGCAUUGUAUCCCACUAUAAUAUUUAGUUUUAUACAAUCAUACAGCUGAUUUACCUUCUCUGUAACCAAUGCCUUCCAUAACAUUUUUGGUUUUGUGGAAAACAUGUAUAAGUUUAAUGCUAUUACAGCUGUUCCUAUUUAAACUGGUUUGUUGGAUCAAGUAAGCAUUUGUAUUCAAACUUUCUUUGCUUUAAAUCCAUGUACUAAGCCGUGUAUAAUAUAGCAAUGAAUACUUGACUGAGGUAACGUGUGAGUAAAACAGAGAAUAAGAAAACUGAUAUGCUGAACAUUUUUAAAGAUGCUCUAGUGGUUAAUCUAUUUGUACAGCUGGAUCGCUAGCACGGGAACUUUAUAUCAUUUUGAUCUCUAUGCACCAUAUAGCACUUUUUAUAUAUAUCAUUCAUGUCCUGUGUGUUCAUCUGUAAUGAUUUUAUUUGCCUAUUGGCAAUACGUAGUGUUUUUUCCAAUUGGUUUGUAUUUUUCCAAAAAAAAUCUUUUGUUCUUUAUUAAUGUGCAUCAAACUAGUGCUUAUUAAUUUAUGCUCUUAUUUAUUGUGCUGUGGCUCUCCUCAGCAUUUACCUAUUUACAGACACUAAAAUAUGCUGAAGGGCUUUGGAAACUUUUGGUCCUGAAUUCUGUACCUUUAUUAAAACAUUGCUAGUAGUUUGUGUACUUGACUUUUUUUUUCAUAAUAAAAAAAAAUCACUCCAAAA